This is a messenger RNA of Fusarium vanettenii 77-13-4, 846 nucleotides long. RefSeq lists its product as uncharacterized. Bases 1 to 846 code for a protein of 281 amino acids. NCBI's taxonomy places the organism in Eukaryota, Fungi, Ascomycota, Sordariomycetes, Hypocreales, Nectriaceae. Gene Ontology annotation, molecular function: oxidoreductase activity. The transcript has a single exon. The record is from RefSeq and is a predicted model, not a curated record.
AUGCCCUUUUCUCGAAAUGGAUUGCUCGUUAUCGGCGCUGGGGGCAUGGGCCUUGCCAUCGCUCGUCGCCUAGGUGCAGGACGUCGUGUCUUUCUCGCCGACUACUCCAAAGACACAUUGGAGUCUGCUGCAAACAGUCUACGAGAUACUGGUCACGAUGUUGAAACUCAAAUAGUCGAUGUGUCUAGCUUCGAGUCAGUUACAAAGCUGGCCAAACAUGCGACCUCAACCAGCACUCUCAACACUGUCGUCAACACAGCCGGUAUCUCUCCCUCCAUGGGAACUGCUCGACAGAUCUUCGAGGUCGAUCUGCUUGGAACUGCCAAUGUCAUCGACGCUUUCCUCGACACUAUGCCUGCUGGCUCCUCACUGACAACUGUCGCAAGCAUUGCUAGCGCGUUGUACGGAGGCGUGAUCACACCAGAGUUGGAACAGCAUCUCGCCACAGCCCCGAAAGAUAAGCUUCUGCAGCACGCCAACAUUGACUUUGAUGGAAAUCCAGGCGUCGCGUACGGAAUCUCAAAGAGGGGAAAUAUUGUUCGAGUCCAAGCCGCUGUCAAAAAGGCCGGAACAAAGGGGAUCAGGAUCAACAGCAUCAGCCCGGGUGUCAUCACAACAGCGAUGAUCCGCUCAGAGUUGGAAUCUGAAUCUGGAGAGAAUGUUCGGCAGAUGGUAAAGGCGACACCUAUCCCGAGGGCUGGGUCUGCGGAUGAGAUUGCGAGCAUUGUCGCCUUUGUGUCUGGCCCGGAGGCUUCCUUUGUCAAUGGGGCGGACUUUAUGAUUGAUGGUGGCUUUGUUGCUUCGACCCGAUUUAAUGGUCCGGCUGGGGCAUCAGAGGCUACUUAG